Messenger RNA from Gekko japonicus, 258 nucleotides. RefSeq names its product mitochondrial-processing peptidase subunit alpha-like. Gene Ontology annotation, cellular component: mitochondrion. The transcript is spliced from 3 exons. The annotation marks the transcript as partial. Gene Ontology annotation, molecular function: metalloendopeptidase activity; metal ion binding. The record is from RefSeq and is a predicted model, not a curated record. NCBI's taxonomy places the organism in Eukaryota, Metazoa, Chordata, Lepidosauria, Squamata, Gekkonidae.
UUCUUAUAAACUCAGGGUCAAGAUAUGAAGCGAAAUAUAUUGGUGGUAUCUCUCAUUUUCUGGAAAAGCUGGCUUUUUCUUCCACAGCUCAGUUUGGCAGUAAGGAUGAGAUCCUUCUUACCUUGGAAAAGCAUGGUGGAAUCUGUGAUUGCCAGGCAUCGAGGGAUACCACAAUGUAUGCCGUUUCUGCAGAUGUUAAAGGCCUGGACACUGUAGUUGGCUUGCUGGCUGAUGUGGUGCUACAGCCCAGGUUGUCAG